AUGCCUGGCCGAACACUCCCGACCCUGCCUUCGGCACAGGUCGCUGCACAUAACACCUCCAAGUCUUGCUACGUAACGGUCGGAACCAAGGUAUACGACAUCACGCCUUUCCUCGAAGACCACCCCGGCGGCGCGGACCUGAUCUUGGACUAUGCGGGCAAAGAUGUCAAGGAAAUCAUGGAAGAUGAGAUUUCACAUGCUCACAGCGAGUCGGCUUGGGAAAUCCUAGAUGACCACCUCGUUGGAUUUGUCGCGACUGAGAAGGUACUGGACGCAGCAAAACAGAGCAAUGACCCCUUCAGUGUCUUGCCAAUGGAGCCGAACGCGAAGGGAAUGGAAGAUUUGGAGAGGACAAGCAAUGGCGCUGCGGAGGAAGUGAGGGCCAGAGACACUGUUGUUGCCAGUGGCAAUGAGGAAGCGGAAGAGCCCACGUAUGAGGCGACUGGCAUGAGCUCGGAAGCAGACCUGAACAAGGAGACGGAUGCGCGGUCAGACUACAAAAAGCACAAGUUUUUGGAUUUGGAUAGGCCGCUCCUGAUGCAGGUCUGGUAUGGUGGCUUCAGCAAGAAAUUUUACCUCGAGCAGGUACAUCGGCCACGUCAUUACAAAGGUGGUGACAGCGCGCCACUCUUUGGUAACUUCUUGGAGCCACUCUCCAAGACGCCAUGGUGGGUCGUCCCUACGUUCUGGUUGCCUCCGGUUGCCUACGGCACAAUCCUCGCCGCGAAGCACUUCAGCUUUCCAAUCCUCGCAUCAUACUGGCUGACUGGACUCUUCCUCUGGACGCUGGUGGAGUAUUGUCUUCAUCGGUUCCUUUUCCAUCUCGACGACUACCUUCCAGACAACAGAGUCUUCAUAACACUGCAUUUCCUGCUGCAUGGCAUACACCAUUAUCUGCCCAUGGACAAGCUGCGCCUGGUCAUGCCGCCGACGCUCUUCAUCGUUCUGGCCACUCCGUUCUGGAAGCUCGCGCACACUGUAUUCUCCUAUGACUGGUAUGCUGCGGUAGCUGUAUACUGUGGUGGGAUAUUCGGUUAUGUCUGCUACGACCUCACCCAUUACUUCCUACACCACAAGAAGUAAGUAAAAGCCUUCUUGCAACGACUGUUGAUGCCCUGCUGACUUUUGUAGCCUUCCGUCGUACUACCGCGAGCUCAAGAAAUACCAUCUCCAGCACCACUUCAUGGACUACGAAAACGGCUUCGGAGUCACAAGCCGGUUCUGGGAUACGAUAUUCGGAACUGAGCUCCCUCCACCCCCGGCGCCUCGCAGCAAGGUGCUCAAGACAGCAUAA
Messenger RNA from Lecanosticta acicola, 1294 nucleotides. The record is from the annotation of a GenBank genome assembly. NCBI's taxonomy places the organism in Eukaryota, Fungi, Ascomycota, Dothideomycetes, Mycosphaerellales, Mycosphaerellaceae.